Mus musculus (house mouse) is the source of this 5398-nucleotide messenger RNA. It is a transcript of the gene Cdcp1, whose product is annotated as CUB domain containing protein 1. Gene Ontology annotation, cellular component: plasma membrane. The coding region runs from base 202 to 2700 and encodes 832 amino acids. NCBI's taxonomy places the organism in Eukaryota, Metazoa, Chordata, Mammalia, Rodentia, Muridae. The transcript is spliced from 9 exons. The record is from RefSeq and is a predicted model, not a curated record.
UGAGGCAGGAAGAGGAGGAGGCCACAGAGGAAGCGUGGGUCACCCUCGCUCUUGCUGAGCGGGCGGGGCGGGGUCCUGCGCGCAGGUGAGCGGCGGGGCAGGGCGGGGCGCAGCUGCGUUUCGGUGCCUAGGCGCCACCGAGGCCACUCGCAGACACAGGCCACAGUCGUGCCCUAGGGAGACCGAGGCGCCCCCCGAGUCAUGGCCCACUCGGCCUGCGGGUUCUCAGUCGCACUGCUGGGGGCCCUGCUGCUGGGCACAGCACGCCUGCUGCGCGGGACAGCAUCUGAGAUUGCUCUGCCCCAGAGAAGUGGCGUCACAGUGAGCAUCAAGCUGGGGAACCCAGCCCUUCCUGUGAAAAUCUGCUACAUCGUCAUGUCUAGACAGCAUAUAACCGAGUUGAUUAUCAGACCUGGAGAAAGAAAGUCUUUUACCUUUAGCUGCAGCAAUCCAGAGAAGCACUUUGUCUUGAAGAUCGAGAAGAAUAUUGACUGCAUGUCAGGCCCGUGUCCUUUUGGGGAGGUUCAUCUUCAGCCAUCCACAUCAGAGCUACCCAUCCUCAACAGAACCUUCAUCUGGGAUGUUAGAGCUCAUAAGAGCAUUGGCUUGGAGCUGCAGUUCGCAACCCCUCGACUGAGGCAGAUUGGACCAGGCGAGAGCUGUGCAGACGGGGUGACUCACUCCAUCAGUGGCCAUAUAGAUGCCACUGAGGUCAGAAUUGGGACCUUCUGCAGUAAUGGCACCGUGUCCCGGAUCAAGAUGCAAGAGGGUGUGAAAAUGGCCUUACACCUGCCCUGGUUCCACCGCAGGAACGUCUCAGGCUUCAGUAUUGCAAAUCGGUCAUCUAUCAAACGCCUGUGCAUCAUCGAGUCAGUAUUUGAGGGUGAAGGCUCAGCAACUCUGAUGUCAGCCAACUACCCAGGAGGCUUCCCUGAAGAUGAGCUUAUGACCUGGCAGUUUGUUGUCCCCGCACACCUAAGGGCCAGUGUCUCCUUCCUCAACUUCAAUGUCUCCAACUGUGAGAGGAAGGAGGAACGCGUUGAAUACUAUAUCCCAGGCUCCACCACCAACCCAGAGGUGUUCAGGCUGGAGGACAAGCAGCCAGGAAACAUGGCUGGGAACUUCAACCUCUCCCUGCAAGGCUGCGACCAGGAUGCCCAGAGCCCAGGAAUCCUUCGGCUUCAGUUCCAGGUCCUGGUCCAACGUCCACAGGAUGAAAGCAAUAAAACCUACAUGGUGGACCUGAGUCGUGAGCGAACCAUGUCGCUCACCAUAGAGCCACGGCCAGUAAAACAUGGCCGCAGGUUUGUUCCUGGGUGCUUCGUGUGUCUAGAGUCUCGGACUUGUAGUACCAAUGUCACCCUGACAGCUGGCUCCAUACACAAGAUUUCCUUCCUGUGCGAUGACUUGACACGCCUGUGGGUGAAUGUGGAGAAAACCCUAAGUUGCCUGGACCACCGCUACUGCUAUAGGCAGUCCUUCAAACUGCAGGUGCCUGACUAUAUCCUCCAGCUGCCUGUACAGCUGCAUGACUUCUCCUGGAAGCUACUGGUGCCCAAGGACAAGCUCAGCCUUAUGCUGGUGCCAGGCCAGAAGCUGCAGCAGCAUACGCAAGAGAGGCCUUGUAACACCAGCUUCGGGUACCACGUGACCAGCACCACCCCUGGCCAGGACCUGUACUUUGGUUCCUUCUGCUCAGGAGGCUCCAUCGAGAAGAUCCAGGUGAAGCAAAAUAGCUCGGUGACACUGAGAGCCUAUGCUCCCAGCUUUCAACAAGAAGUCUCCAAGCAAGGCCUGAUAGUGUCCUAUACACCGUAUUUCAAAGAGGAAGGCAUCUUCACGGUGACCCCAGACACAAAAAACAAGGUCUACCUAAGAUCACCCAACUGGGACCGUGGCCUGCCUGCCCUCUCCUCAGUGUCUUGGAACAUCAGUGUGCCUAGCAACCAAGUGGCUUGUCUGACCGUCUUGAAAGAGCGUUCUGGCUUGGCCUGCCAGUCAGGGCGUGCAUUCAUGAUCAUCCAGGAGCAGCAGUCCCGGGCAGAGGAGAUCUUCAGCUUGGAGGAGGAAGUCCUGCCUAAGCCAAGUUUCCACCAUCACAGCUUCUGGGUUAACAUCUCCAAUUGCAGCCCCAUGAAUGGCAAGCAGCUAGAUUUGCUCUUCUGGGUGACUCUUACCCCGAGGACUGUAGAUUUGGCUGUCGUCAUUGGUGCAGCAGGAGGUGGAGCUCUGCUGCUGUUUGCCCUGGUACUCAUCAUCUGCUUCGUGAAAAAGAAGAAGAAGGUGGAUAAGGGUCCUGCUGUGGGUAUCUAUAAUGGCAAUGUCAAUACCCAGAUGCCCCAGACCCAAAAGUUCCCGAAAGGGCGAAAAGACAAUGACUCCCAUGUGUAUGCUGUCAUCGAAGACACCAUGGUGUAUGGGCACUUGCUGCAGGACUCGGGUGGAUCCUUCAUCCAACCAGAGGUGGACACCUACCGGCCCUUCCAGGGCCCCAUGGGAGACUGCCCUCCCACCCCACCCCCUCUAUUCUCCAGGACCCCAACUGCAAAGUUCACUGCAGAGGAGCUGGCUCCUAGUAGCCCUCCUGAGUCUGAGAGUGAACCUUACACUUUCUCGCAUCCCAACAAGGGGGAGAUUGGUGUUAGGGAGACUGACAUCCCCUUACUCCAUACCCAAGGACCAGUGGAGACUGAAGAGUAACUUGGCCCCAUUCCAAAGACUUUGCUGAGAUGCAUGGCACCAGACAUUGAGACAUGAAGAACUGUCCCAUCAAGAAGUCAGAGGGAAGCCCAAUCAGCUAGAAGGAAGAGUAGCUUUUGCAAGGUGCCAUCAAAUCUUGAUCUUCUGGUGGACUGCUUCCAGUGAUGGGCAAAUCAUGACUUCUAUGAGGAUGCCAUCCUAAAGCUCAGGCCUUCCUGAACUCGGGUUGUGUUGAGGCUGGCCACAGGGACAGAAGAGAGACACGGUCCACCCAGACAAGACUACAAUGAGCCCUGGAGUUCUGGAUUCCCGAUGACGAGCAGAGACUUGGAUGAUUCCCAGGAGCUCCACUUGAGGUCUCUGCUCUCACUGGAGACCUAUGGAUGAAAAUGGCAAUGUGCUUUUUUUAAAAUUAGUUGUAGUAGUAGUAGUAGUAGUAGUAGUAGUAGUAGUAGUAUUUAUUUGGUGGCCCUGUAUGUUUUAAAAAAGUUGGAUGUGGAGCUGAGGGUGUAGCCAAGUUGGUAGAAUGCUUGCCCAACGUGUGCAAAGCUCUGGGCUCCAUCCUGCAUAAAAGCAGGCAGGAUGGUGCACACCUGUAGUCUCGGGAAGAUCAGAAUUUCAAGUCACCAUCAAGUAUGCAGUGAAUUGAAGGCCCCCUGGUCUGUGUAAGGUCCUCUUGAGAACACGCACAGCUCUUUUGACCCCUGUGGUAACGGCUCGUGCUAACUGGUUUGGACAGCUGUGCUUUGGUUUUUGUAGACCUCUAGAUAAAUGUACACCUGCGGGGAAGGUGAGAACCCAGCCAGAAGAGUAUCUGCAUGUAUGUAUCUCUUACUCAAUAAGGGGUUUCCCAAUCCUCCUUGACUGCCUAUAGCUGUCCCACUGCAGAAUUUAUCACAGAUCUCCUCGUCCCCUACUCCUAAAAAUAAGAGAAAGUUCCUUGAGCUGCCUUGUGUGGUAUGUGGCUCUCCCACCUGCAGCAAUACUUUGACAUGUAAACAGAAAAUUGAGAAUAACUUGAUCCCUUAAAAAUAUAUAAAUAUAGGCAGUGUUGGUACAUGCCUUUAAUUCCAGAACUUGGGAGACAGAGGCAGGCAUAUCCUGGUGAGUUUGAGGCCAAUCUGGACUAUAUAGUGAGUUCUAGGACAGCCAGGGCUACACACAGAAAUCCAGCUACACAGAGAAACCCUUUCUUGAUAAAACAAAACAAAACAACAAGAAGGAAAAAAAGAAAUACUGUAGUACACACACAUACCAGACAGUGGCCAUCUGUAUCAAUUUCAUGCCAUCACUGCAGCACAUCCUUUGGUGGAUUGAAAACUGUAUCAAUACAGUUCUGGAGAUUAGAAUUCCCAAACUAGCUUGACUGAACUAAAAUCAGGGUGUUGUUUCAGCUGUGCUUCCAAAGCUCUCAGGAUUUCCUUGCCCUUCCCAGCAUCUAGAAGCAUCCAUGGCUGGGCAAGUCUGUCUUGGUAUGGCUGGUCACUGAUUGAACUACUUGCUACUUUCAUUUGCAGAUCCAGUGUAGUUCACAUAUCAACAGCCUUAACUUAACCACUCAGGAAAAGUCCCUUUACUGUGUUUCAGGCACAGCAUCCACUGGCUGGAAGGUGUGAGCAUCUCUGAGGGUAAGAGAACAUUGUUCUGCCUCUCCCAUCCUCCUGCUGCUGGUACUCAAAGGAGAUCAUACAAAAUCACCCAGUCUAUAAAGUGUUUGGUUUAGCUUAUAUAUUUUUUAAGUUAAUUUUUUUCCCCUAACAACCCAGCUCAGAGGACUUGUUUGUGCUGGAUGCAUAUCCUUGACCAGAGAUGCCCAGCUAAAGUGAGUCAUGGGUAGCUCUGGCCCUCAGAUAGGACAUCCAGGGUAACCCAUCCUGCCUUGUUGCCUCUACUCUGUGGCUGUGUGCUUGUGGCUUAAAUUGACACAAUUUUAUGAAAGGCAAAGGAGGCGCUUCCAACACUUACAGAGUGAGGAGACUGCGAAAGUUCCUCCUGCCAUGAUGUAGAGGGAAAGCCACAGUAGUUCAGGACUCUGGUAAACCUUCUCUAGGAAAUACGUGUGGUUCAUGAUUCUCAGGGAACUGACCUUGGAUGCUACAUCUUGCCCACGCAGCCUCAGACAGAGCUCCUGGCCCUCUUGAGCCAUUUCCAAGAAGGAGAGGGUUCACUUUUUAAUCAUACCCUGGGGGAUGUUUUCUUUUCUUUCCGAAAACUUUCCUUUAACUCCUUUCCAGGAGAGAAGGUUGUCUCCUACCCAGCUACCCAAGGUGCUGAUGGCCCUCUGUGAGGGUAGGGUCAGGGACAGCUGUGGCUCCUUGCUUCACCUGAAAUCACCAUGCUGAGCAGGGGCCCUGUAUGCUUCCUCCCCGAUGCCUUCUCCCUUCAAGUGCCCCUUGAGGAGACCGUCAGUCUCACGUGUUGGUUCUUACUGUGUGUCAGCCCCGUACCCUUCUACCUUGGUUCUGCUAACCUUGCAUCUAUUGGCUGGGCCUGUAGCUGUGUACAGAAGGAAGAGGUUGACUCUUCCAUGGGGACAAGCCAAAGUCCAACAGCUGUAACCUCAGUACAGGUUGGAGGACCAGUCUGUGGAUCUGCAAAGCAUAUAUGAAAAUUAUUUAUUUAAUGACAGAUAACAUCUUAUUCAUUUACUUUUAUAAAUAAACAAAUAUACCAGAUAAAUGCAUGUUCAUUUGUUUAA